Zootermopsis nevadensis is the source of this 865-nucleotide messenger RNA. NCBI's taxonomy places the organism in Eukaryota, Metazoa, Arthropoda, Insecta, Blattodea, Termopsidae. The record is from RefSeq and is a predicted model, not a curated record.
UGGAAUACAUUUAUUGUAUCACUGAAAUUUGUUAUUUUUGACUGUUUUCAGUGGCAGGGUGAACACACUGUGUCCAGUAAACCUGAAGCAGCAUUUGCAAUAGCUGCAGUCAUUGAGGCUCUAUGGGCAGAUUUUCCAGACUUUGGAGAACUUAUUUUAGGGCACUUUUAUAGAGAAUGUCCUUACCUUGUUCCCAUAUUCAUGCCACAGGUGGAAGGUCAGUCCAAUGAGGACUAUUACAGGUUACUGGGUUAUCAUUACAAUGAAAAUGGUGAGGUGGAGAAACAAGACAAAUUUCUAAAGCGUAUGUCUGGAAUAAUGCGAUUGUAUACUGCAGUGCUAGUAACGCGACCAUGUAGAUACCAGCAGAACAAGAGUCAUCCCCAUGGACUUAAACAUGCUUGGCACUGGAUCUCAUGUAUACUCAACAUGGAUCCAAGACCUGACAUCUGUGCAACUUUGCUGUAUGAUUUUCUGGAAGUAGCAGGCAGUGCCAUGUACUCUCAUUAUGGACGGCAGUUUCAGAAACUUCUGCAUCUUAUUUGCAAAGAAUAUUUCCCAAAAAUUGAAAAGGUGACUCCAUCAGUUUCAAGUGGACCCGUGUGUCGACUUCAAGCCCUUUUGCAGAAGAUUUUAAAGCAAGGACAUAUUCCUCCUCCGGCUGGUUUAUUGCCAUCUGAUUUCUGGUGAUGUGUCACAUCAAGCAAUAUUUAUUUUUGUUAGUACUGACAUUGUGACAUAUUGACCAGUACAGAGUUAAUUUCUUGUACAGUGGUAAUAUGAUUUUUAAACAGACAUGUAACCCGGAUGAUAUAUUGAACACCUGUGGAUGUGCUUGAGAAUCUUGUGUUUAAGAAAUUAUGAA